Leptopilina boulardi is the source of this 1566-nucleotide messenger RNA. RefSeq names its product E3 ubiquitin-protein ligase CHIP (gene STUB1). The transcript is spliced from 4 exons. The record is from RefSeq and is a predicted model, not a curated record. NCBI's taxonomy places the organism in Eukaryota, Metazoa, Arthropoda, Insecta, Hymenoptera, Figitidae. Bases 207 to 1079 code for a protein of 290 amino acids. Gene Ontology annotation, biological process: protein quality control for misfolded or incompletely synthesized proteins; proteasome-mediated ubiquitin-dependent protein catabolic process; protein polyubiquitination. Gene Ontology annotation, cellular component: cytoplasm; Z disc. Gene Ontology annotation, molecular function: protein-folding chaperone binding; ubiquitin protein ligase activity.
CACAACUUUAAUAACACAAUUUUGAGGUUAUGAAUUCUAAUUUCCCUUGUUGACGUAUUGAUAAUUUUUUUAAAAACAUUUUUAAACUUAUGACGUUUAGUUAAUAUAUUUCAGUGAAAAUAAUUGUUGAAUUAAGCAAGUGAUUUGUUGUCUAAUUUUAUGUUGUGUAUUAUUUUUUACAAGCCACAAAAGGCUGUCACAUCAUAAUGAGUAAAAUGUAUUCGACUGCAAAUCUCUCAGACAAGGAGCUCAAGGAACAAGGAAAUCGGCUGUUUAGUCUACAUAAAUUCGAGGAUGCUGCCAACUGUUACUCCAAGGCAAUUAUUAAAAAUCCGAGCCAGGCGCUGUACUUCACGAAUCGAGCUUUAUGUCAUCUAAAACUGAAGCGAUGGGAGUCAUCCUGUCAGGAUUGCAGACGUGCCCUGGACAUCGAUCCCUGUUUGGUGAAAGGUCAUUUUUUUCUAGGACUAGCUCUCUUGGAAUUGGAACUCUAUGACGAGGCAAUCAAACAUUUACAAAGAGCGGUGGACCUGGCAAAAGAGCAGAAGCUAAACUUUGGGGAUGAUAUGACAUGUGUCCUGCGACAAGCACGUAAACGUCGAUUUCAGCUCAAAGAAGAACAACGAAUUGCACAGGAUAUUGAACUUCAAACAUACCUGAAUCAAUUAAUUAUCGAAGACGCGCAACGGAAUCUCACAGUUUUAAAAGACAAAGAAGAAACGGAAAGUAAAUCUGAUGCCGAAUUAGCCCAAUGUCGUGAAGAAAUCGAGGAAAAACGUGAUACUUGUAUUACACGAUUAAACGAUCUCUUUUCAAAAGUUGAUGAAAGACGACGAAAACGAGAUGUACCAGAUUAUUUGUGUGGCAAAAUUAGUUUUGAAAUUCUCCAAGAGCCAGUGAUUACACCUAGUGGAAUAACCUAUGAACGUAAAGAUAUUGAAGAACAUCUUCAAAGGGUGGGACAUUUUGAUCCUGUAACACGUGUUCGUCUAACACAAGAUCAAUUAAUUCCCAAUUUGGCAAUGAAAGACGUUGUUGAUUCAUUUCUACAAGAAAAUGAAUGGGCACUCGACUAUUAAUUUUGCCCUCAAUUUGUAAGUUCAGUCAUCAUGACACAAUAACACUGUCGUAUAUUAUACAAAAAAAAAUAAUAGAAUUAGUUUCGGUAAUUUUUUUACACACCGGAAUAUUAAUUUCUAUUGUUAAAUUCUAAUACAUACACGUGUAUAAAUUAUAAGCUUAAAAUAUAAUUUUAAUCUUGUUAAAACGCACCAAUUAUACUGCAGCCAAUUUUCAAAUCUUUUGAGGUUUUUUUUUUUUAAGAAAAAAAAACUUAAUAGUCUCGUCUUGUCCAUAGCUUUUAAAGUUAAGAGAACGCGCAGUGCCUGUGUAUAUUUGAUUUUUCACAAAAUGGGAAAGUAAUAAUAUAUAUUUUAAAAUCAGAGAAACUUACUUUGAGUUUGAUAUAUUUAAUCUAAAUGUAUAGCGCAAAGACAGUAGUUUAGAUACAAACGUGCCGUUAAUUUUUUGUCUACAAAUAUUUUGUAAUAAAUUAGGUUUUUUGAA